Molecule: messenger RNA, 528 nt
Organism: Daphnia pulicaria
Lineage: Eukaryota; Metazoa; Arthropoda; Branchiopoda; Diplostraca; Daphniidae
Product: luciferin sulfotransferase-like
Exons: 4
Coding region: 108-506 (132 amino acids)
Biological process (GO): sulfation
Cellular component (GO): cytoplasm
Molecular function (GO): sulfotransferase activity
Source: RefSeq, a predicted model, not a curated record
ACGUCGUGCGGCACCCUAAGGAUGUGAUUGUUUCCUACUUUCAUCACCACAAACUGUUCAAUAGGCAUGGCUUCCUCGGAGAUGUGGAACUUUUCGCCCAAUACUUCAUGAACGAUGAAGUUUAUUACUCGCCGUACUUCCCUCACGUUCUGGACGCUUGGUCUAAACGCAAUCAUCCCAAUAUGUUGUUCCUGUUCUACGAAGAUCUAAGAAAGGAUUUGCGCGAGGGAGUGAUACAAAUAGCCAAAUUUCUCAAGAAAAAACUAACGGAGAAACAGCUAGCGGAUGUAUGUGAGCAUCUGAACUUGGAAACUUUCGCCAACAACGAAUGCAUCAACUACGAAAAAAUGGCUAAAAGUAUCGGCCUAUUGGAGAAACCUGACCAACGUUCUCUGCAUUGUAACAAACCGGAAGAUUUGGAGAACGUCUUUAGUCCGGAAAUGAAUCGUCGCAUUGAAGAAUGGAUCGACAAAAACCUGGAGGGCACCGAUUUCCACUUUGCAUAAUCAGUGAAUAACUGGAGUCACC